CGGGGAGCGGGUGAGUUUGCAGGUGUUUUCUCCUGGUCCUCCGCUGGUCUUCGCUGUACCAGUCCACUUUUCUGAGUACCUGAGUGGAAGGUAGCUCAGGCCUCUGGUCAGGAGGGAACCAGGCUUAGGAGCCAGGCCUAUAGAGACAAGGGUUUUUGUUUAAACCCAGAUUCUGCAGAAUUGAAUAGGGUAGGGGUGAGGGAAGGACUCCCCCUUUGGUUUUGCCCCCACCCCAACCUUGGUUCCAGCAAUCCCAGCCGCCACAUCCUGGGACUGUCUCUAGUUACAGUCUGAAGACAGGAGAGAGGUGGGAGAACUGGCUGGGAAAUGGCCUGCAACCUGGGCAGAGAAUGGAUGGGGAUAGACUCUUUAGUUGCUUCUUCGUAGAUACAGAAACACUCAUGGGGAGACACUGGUAGGGGACAGGCCUGGGUCUCCCACAAACUCUGAGCUGGCCUGCUUGUUGGAUUAGUGCCACGUAAUUCUUGUGGGAUUUUUAAUUUUAUUUUUUGCACUUGGCCAGGUUGAGGUUAGGUGAAACUUGUAGGCUACUGUUGCCACAAGAAAAUGGAAAGGGUGAGGAGUUUAAGUUAGGGGAUGGAAUGGGGUGAGGAGCUUGGAGCAGAAAUGAUGGGUGAGGGGUGAGGGAGCCUGGCUUUUCCCCGCUGUGGCAGCUGUGCUGGAGAAGUGUGUAUGUAUCCUGGGAGUUUUAGCCUUGAGAGAGCAAGAUGGGGAGGGGUGGAGAAGGAAGGGCUGGCUAGGGGAGGGCCAGACACUCUGGGGAAGGUAGUGAGCGAGCAGCAGGUGUUUGUGAUAGGAGAGGCCUAGGCUGGGGCCCUUGUGACCAGGCUGCCAUUACCAUUUUCCCCUCUGUCUCUUCUCUUUGUCUCUUUCUGUUCCUAUGUCUUAUUUUUUCCAUCUUGGUCUCGGGUAAUUUCCUUGAGUCCUUUUCUCCCUGCUGACCAAGCUAGAUCUCCAGGUGCCAGUGAUGGCCCAGGUGCCCUAGACUUGAUCCUGCAUGACCCCUGACUCUUGCCUCCGACCCCAGCCCUAGAGUUCCAGUGCUUAUUCCUUUCCAGCUCCUCCUUGACCUGACAUGUCCUUGCUUGGUUCAUCUGGAAUAGUAAAUCGUAUUCUCAGUGUGAUUCUUACAUUAGCAAUUUCGUAUCAUGCUCAGAAUAACCCUAUGAUAUAUAGAUCACUUGUGCUCUCUGUCUUGUCUUUUUUUUUUUUUUUUUUUUUUUGAGACAGGGUAUCACUCUGUCACCCAGGUUGGAGUGCAGUGGCAUGAUCAUGGCGCAUCACAGCCUCGACCUCCCGGGCUCAGGGGAUCCUCCCAUGUCAGCUGGGAGGCAUAGCUGGGACUACAGGCACAUGCCAUCAUGCCUGGGGAGUUUCGCCAUGUUGCCCAGGGUGGUCUUGAACUCCUGGGCCCAAGUGAUUGGCCUCCCAAAGUGCUGGGAUUACAGAUGUGAGCCACCACACCCGGCCAUUUGUGUCCUCUUUCAAACAGCAAAAGUCUGGGACCUGCCGAUAUGGGGGAUAUGAAGACCCCUGAUUUUGAUGACCUCCUUGCUGCCUUUGAUAUCCCUGACAUUGAUGCGAAUGAAGCCAUCCAUUCUGGGCCAGAAGAAAAUGAGGGGCCAGGAGGCCCAGGGAAGCCAGAACCAGGUGUGGGAAGUGAAUCUGGAGACACAGCAGCAGCCUCUGCUGGGGAUGGCCCUGGAGUUCCAGCCCAGGCCUCUGACCAUGGCCUGCCACCGCCAGACAUUUCUGUAGUCAGUGUCAUUGUCAAGAACACUGUGUGUCCCGAGCAGUCUGAGGCCCUGGCUGGAGGCUCAGCAGGAGAUGGGGCCCGGGCUGCUGGGGUAACUAAGGAAGGGCCUGUGGGGCCUCAUCGAAUGCAGAAUGGUUUUGGGAGCCCUGAACCUUCCCUCCCAGGAACUCCCCACUCUCCUGAUCCUCCCAGUGGGGGCACCUGGAAAGAAAAAGGCAUGGAAGGCAAAACUCCCUUGGACCUGUUUGCUCAUUUUGGCCCUGAGCCAGGGGACCACCCGGAUCCCCUGCCUCCCUCUGCACCCUCUCCCCCUCAGGAGGGGGCUAUGACCCCGCCUCCUUUCCCCUCUUCCUUUGAGCUAGCCCAGGAGAAUGGCCCAGGCAUGCAGCCACCUGUUUCUUCCCCACCAUUGGGGGCCUUGAAGCAGGAGAGCUGCAGCCCCCAUCAUGCCCAGGUCCUAGCCCAACAAGGCUCAGGCUCCAGCCCUGAGGCCACGGACAUCCCUGCCAGUGCCUCGCCUCCCCCAGUUGCUGGGGUGCCCUUCUUCAAACAGUCUCCAGGGCACCAGAGCCCUCUUGCCUCCCCCAGAGUGCCCGUCUGUCAGCCCUUGAAGGAAGAAGAAGAAGAUGAGGGGCCAGUGGACAAGUCUUCCCCAGGAAGUCCCCAGAGUCCCUCUAGUGGGGCCGAGGCUGCAGAUGAGGACAGCAAUGACUCCCCUGCCUCCAGCUCCUCUAGGCCUCUUAAGGUGCGGAUCAAGACCAUUAAAACAUCCUGCGGGAAUAUCACAAGGACUGUAACUCGGGUCCCCUCAGAUCCUGAUCCACCUGCCCCCUUGGCUGAGGGAGCCUUCUUGGCUGAGGCUAGCCUCUUGAAGCUGUCCCCUGCAACACCUACUUCUGAGGGUCCAAAGGUGGUGAGCGUACAGUUGGGUGAUGGUACAAGGCUGAAAGGCACUGUGCUGCCUGUGGCCACCAUCCAGAACGCCAGUACGGCCAUGCUGAUGGCAGCCAGUGUGGCCCGCAAGGCUGUGGUGCUGCCUGGGGGGACUGCCACCAGCCCUAAGAUGAUUGCUAAGAAUGUGCUAGGCCUGGUGCCCCAAGCCCUGCCUAAGGCUGACGGGCGGGCAGGGCUGGGGACUGGGGGACAGAAGGUGAAUGGUGCCUCAGUGGUGAUGGUGCAACCUUCAAAGACAGCUACUGGGCCAAGUACAGGGGGCAGCACAGUGAUAUCACGGACCCAGUCCAGCCUGGUGGAAGCCUUCAACAAGAUCCUCAACAGCAAGAACCUGCUCCCUGCCUAUAGGCCAAACCUGAGCCCACCAGCUGAGGCUGGGCUGGCCCUGCCUCCCACCGGCUACCGCUGCCUGGAGUGUGGGGAUGCCUUCUCAUUGGAGAAGAGCCUGGCACGGCACUAUGACCGCCGGAGCAUGCGCAUCGAGGUCACCUGCAACCACUGCGCCCGCCGCCUGGUCUUCUUCAACAAGUGCAGCCUGCUCCUGCAUGCACGUGAACACAAGGACAAGGGGCUCGUCAUGCAGUGCUCACAUUUGGUCAUGAGGCCUGUAGCCCUUGACCAGAUGGUGGGACAGCCGGACAUCACACCCCUGCUCCCUGUAGCUGUCCCACCUGUCUCUGGACCUCUGGCCUUGCCUGCCUUGGGCAAGGGUGAGGGGGCCAUUACCUCCUCUGCCAUUACUACAGUUGCUGCUGAGGCCCCUGUCCUGCCGCUCUCUACAGAGCUGCCUGCUGCCCCUGCCACGUCUGCUUACACGUGCUUUCGCUGCCUGGAGUGCAAGGAACAGUGCCGGGACAAGGCUGGCAUGGCAGCUCACUUCCAGCAGCUCGGCCCCCCUGCCCCUGGGGCCACCAGCAAUGUGUGCCCAACCUGCCCCAUGAUGCUCCCCAAUCGCUGCAGCUUCAGUGCCCACCAGCGCAUGCAUAAGAAUCGACCCCCCCACGUCUGUCCUGAGUGUGGGGGCAACUUCCUGCAAGCCAAUUUUCAGACCCAUCUCCGGGAGGCCUGUCUGCACGUCUCUCGCCGUGUAGGAUACAGGUGCCCCAGCUGUUCAGUGGUGUUUGGGGGUGUGAACUCCAUCAAGUCCCACAUCCAGACGUCGCACUGCGAGGUUUUCCACAAGUGCCCCAUCUGCCCCAUGGCCUUCAAGUCUGGGCCAAGUGCCCAUGCCCACCUGUACUCCCAGCAUCCCAGCUUCCAAACUCAGCAGGCCAAGCAGAUCUACAAGUGCGCCAUGUGCGACACAGUCUUCACUCACAAACCCCUCCUCUCCUCACACUUCGACCAGCACUUGCUGCCCCAGCGUGUCAGUGUCUUUAAGUGCCCGUCUUGUCCUCUGCUCUUUGCCCAAAAAAGGACCAUGCUGGAACAUCUCAAGAAUACCCAUCAGUCUGGGCGCUUGGAGGAGACUGCUGGGAAAGGGGCCGGGGGUGCCCUGCUGACCCCCAAGACUGAGCCUGAGGAGCUGGCUGUUUCUCAGGGAGGGGCAGCCCCUGCUACUGAGGAGUCAUCUUCAUCUUCAGAAGAGGAGGAAGUACCCAGCUCCCCUGAGCCCCCCCGUCCAGCCAAACGGCCUCGGCGGGAACUAGGGAGCAAAGGCCUCAAGGGUGGGGGGCCUGGAGGCUGGACCUGUGGCCUGUGUCACUCCUGGUUCCCUGAGCGUGACGAAUACGUGGCCCACAUGAAGAAGGAGCAUGGCAAGUCAGUGAAAAAGUUUCCCUGUCGCCUGUGUGAACGCUCCUUCUGCUCCGCCCCCAGCCUGAGGCGCCAUGUCAGAGUUAAUCACGAGGGCAUCAAGCGAGUUUACCCCUGCAGGUAUUGCACAGAGGGAAAACGCACCUUCAGCAGCCGUCUGAUCCUAGAGAAACACGUCCAGGUCCGGCACGGCUUGCAGCUUGGGGCCCAGUCCCCUGGCCGGGGGACCACCUUGGCUCGGGGUUCCAGUGCCAGAGCCCAGGGGCCAGGUCGGAAACGCCGCCAGUCUUCUGACUCUUGCAGUGAGGAGCCUGACAGCACGACACCACCAGCCAAGUCCCCCAGGGGCGGACCUGGAUCUGGAGGCCAUGGCCCCCUGCGCUACCGGAGCAGCGGCUCCACAGAACAGAGCCUCGUGGUGGGGUUGAGGGUGGAGGAUGGUGCCCAGCAGUGCCUCGACUGUGGCUUGUGCUUUGCCUCCCCUGGCUCCCUGAGCCGGCACCGUUUCAUCAGCCACAAGAAGAGACGGGGUGUGGGUAAAGCCAGUGCCCUGGGGCUGGGGGAUGGGCAGGAAGAGGCCCCUCCAUCAAGGUCUGACCCCGAUGGUGGAGACUCACCCCUGCCUGCUUCUGGCGGCCCACUGACCUGUAAGGUCUGUGGCAAGAGCUGCGACAGCCCUCUCAACCUCAAGACCCACUUCCGCACGCAUGGCAUGGCGUUCAUCAGGGCUCGGCAGGGGGCUGUUGGGGACAACUAGUCUCCAAGCCUGGGACUGACCAGCCCCUUCCUCUUGGAGCCUGGUUUGCCCUGCUGCUGCCUGAUCCCUGGGCUGGGAAGUUUCAUUAACAUUAACAUUUUGUUAAUUCCUGUCUCUCCAACCUGAAGAAGAAGAGCAUUUGAGGAUUAUCCUAGUUAUUUGCAACCUCCCUUUGGGUUUGGCCCGGGAGUCCUAGUAGAGUGGACCCUCCAUUCCUCCUUUCUGAGCCCAACACUAAUUAUUAAUGUUAUGCUCCUGCUGCAGAACCCCCAGUGUGGGCCUGGGGGUGGGAGGAUGGGACUUUUAGGUAUGCCUGCUAGACAGGUUCAGGGAAGGACUGAUGGGGGUGUCAAUGGAUGGACACACCCCUCCACAAUUCCUUCAGGCAUGGACUGGAACUUUCCUCCUCUGGACCAGGCCCUGCCCUAGUGACCCCCCCCAACCCCAACUCACUGGCACUCAAGCCCCCUACCCCUGCAGUGCCUUUCACUUCUUUUUUUCCCCAGAAAUCGGCGGGGGGGGGGGGUUGGUGGGGAUGAGUCUUAUCAAGGGGGCCACAGGAGAGGAGGGUACAGGCUCUCAGGAAUCCUUUAUUCUUGUAGUAAUAAUAAUACUAACAAACAGUGGGGGAACUAGGGAGAAAACCAGACCAUUAAAACUGUUUGUGGUCGAAUCUCCA
Messenger RNA from Symphalangus syndactylus (siamang), 5922 nucleotides. It is a transcript of the gene ZNF687, whose product is annotated as zinc finger protein 687. Lineage: Eukaryota; Metazoa; Chordata; Mammalia; Primates; Hylobatidae. The record is from RefSeq and is a predicted model, not a curated record.